This is a messenger RNA of Biomphalaria glabrata, 2826 nucleotides long. RefSeq lists its product as uncharacterized. The transcript has 4 exons. Gene Ontology annotation, molecular function: RNA polymerase II cis-regulatory region sequence-specific DNA binding; DNA-binding transcription factor activity, RNA polymerase II-specific. Gene Ontology annotation, biological process: regulation of transcription by RNA polymerase II. The record is from RefSeq and is a predicted model, not a curated record. Gene Ontology annotation, cellular component: nucleus. Bases 101 to 922 code for a protein of 273 amino acids. Lineage: Eukaryota; Metazoa; Mollusca; Gastropoda; Planorbidae.
UGACUAGACUAAAAAAGUUUGUGUUUAGUCUUAACUUUAGUUAGAUCUAGAAUCUAUAUUAGGCUACUUAGUUUGAAGGCUCGAAGCUGCAUUUUUUAAAAUGGAUAUGGAUGAUAUAGAUUUUUGGACAUUUGAUACGCUUAAACCGCAUCAAAAUCAAGAGAUAUUGGAUCGACCUCAAAGUACAAUUUCGACGUUGCCAUCCGAAGACGGCGAAGAUGAAAUGAUAGAUCUAGAUCUAGAUCUAUAUGAAAAUGAGGAUUCUUACAAUUAUAACGAUGUAUGCGGUACCAUCAUUUCGGGUUGUUUUGCAGCGAAUAGUGGCUUAAAUAACGAAAGCAUCGUUAAUAAUCCUAAUGUGAAAUAUUGGGAGAAUCUUAAUGAAGUUAUUUCGAUUACAAAAUCAACAAAUGAUAUUGGCGUAAGCUUAGAUCUACAUGCCCAGGAUGACAAACUUGAAUCAAGUUCAGAGCAAUUGGAGAAAUAUGAAUUGAAAAAGGAGAAAAAUCGUCAGUCUGCUAAAAGAAGUAGAGAGAGAAAGAAAGAAGUACACGAAGCUCUUGUACAGAAAAAUACUCAGCUUAAAGAAGACAAUGCCAAGCUACGUACAGAAGUUGGAAAACUUGAAUUUCUUUUGGCCUCAUUGAAUGUUCGUUUAAGAAAUCUUAACUGUUGUAUUCAAGAACAGGGAGAUGACACUUUUUACGAAACUGGAGCAGCAAAAAAUGUAACUUGGACUCAGGAGGAUGAUGAAGCUGUCGAGCUUUCCUUCAAUAUUCCAGGGCUAAAUAGGAAAUAUCCAGCGGAAGAGACACAGUAUGAAUCACAGCCGAAUGUGUACACUUUAGCUUCCAAUUACAAUUAUUUUAAUGAGCAAACAAAUGUUGACCGAUGUGCUGCUUCUAAAAUGCUUCAAGGGUAAAAUAGGCCUAUAUUUGAAAGAAAUUGAAAGGACUAUGUUAUUAUUGUUUAAAUUAUCCAUAGCGACGUGUCGGGGGACCUUAAAAAAGUUCCCCAAAAUUUGUAAAACAAACGUGUUUUAGAAGUCAUAUAUGGUACACGUUAUAAAUUAAGCUAGAAAAUUUAUUUAAAAUACGAAAUCCAAAUCUUUAUUAGCAUUUUGAGAUGCAUUAUCUGAUACAUGUGCAUUUCCAUUGUGACCCAAAGUGAGAAAAGGUCUCUAAGUAUUUGCUGGUUUUUUUUUUUGUAGACUAAAGGCAGUUUUUCUUUGUGCUAGACACAUGACAACCUUUAACAUUGUCCAUAGAAACAGAUGACCUUUACAUGAUCUGUCCUGUAGAUCAAUGGAUUAUGGGCACGACAUGUGCCAAAAACCAAAAAUAUCCUGUAGAUCACAAGGUCUGAAAAGGUGAAGGUGUAGCCUACUUUAUUUUGAUUGAACUAAGUUACCCUAGAAAGUAAUAAUUAAUAGUUUUGAGAAUGUUAGGUGUCAUUCAAACUUUUUUAUGAGCAAUUCUGAGAAAAAAAUCAAAACAUUAAUUUCUUUAUCAACUAAGUUGUUUUACAGCAACUCAUUUAUUAAUCAUAUAAAAGCUUUUAGGACAUUUGCACCCCACCAAUUUUCAUUUUAAAUCCUACAAUUUAUGGUAACCUUUUAUUAAGUUGGGUCACAGCUCAUGUAAGGAUUUUGUAUUGUGCACUUAUUAUGGCAUUUUCUAGAAGAUCUUGUUAAAUUUUUUAUUCAUAGUUUGGGUUCUCAUCCGUAUAUGAUUCCAAAAACAACGUUGAAACUUCACUUGACCAUCUAGGUUUUAGAUGCAUAGAGUCAUGAUGAUGGAAUGCAUAAUUUAUUUUAUGCUUAUUUUUAUAGUGAGUCCCCACGGUAAGAUGGGGUUAGGGAAGCAGAAAGUCUGUUGUUAAACAUGUUGCUAAGUAUGGCCCCAGAUUUUGUUUGGGUAAUGAUCAUUUUUAAAUUGUGCACAUAGCUUCGGAACAAGACAGCUGGAGGUCACUUACAAAGACCACGGGAUAUACAUUUGAAACCAAAAGAAAAUUCGCUGCCGAGGACAGACAUAGAAAGCGAGAAAAAGAAUCUUAAUCGACCACUGUUGGCCGAUGGUUAUGCUUGCGCUAGAUGUGGCAAAAUAUGUAGAUCGCAGCUGGGGCUGCGUAGCCACGGGAAAUUCUGCAUUCCUCAUUGAUUUUCUUUUUCUAAGACAAGUCUUAUUAUUAUUAUUUAGUAACUUUGUUUUUGUUUUUCAGUACUCUAUACACUUAAAGGAGGUGUGGUGGCUGAGUGGUAAAGCACUUGGCUUCUGAACUAAGAGGUCCUGGGUUCAAAUCCUGGUGAAUGGAAUUUUUAAUCCUGGGAUUUUUUAGGGCGCCUCGGAGUCCACCCAGCUCUAAUAGGCACCUGACAAUAGUUUGGGGAAAAGUAAAGGCGGUUGGUUGUUGUGCUGGCCAUAUGACACCCUCGUAACUGUGGGCCACAGAAACAGAUGACCUUUACAUCAUCUGCCCCAUAGAUUGAAAGGUCUAAAAGGGGGAUCUUUUUUUUUCUUUUAUAUACACUUGAAAGUGCAUAUAGCAUUUCUUGUGAAAAAAAAAACUAAAAAGUUUACAUGUGGAUGUACGAUGUGAGAAAGAGAUGAUGUUGCUGACAUGAACUGUCUCAGCCCAGCUUAUCGUACAUAAAAAAAAACACUGCUCUGUACAUGGCGCGAAAUUUUAAAAUAUUGUUCAGACAUCUGUUGUAAAAAAAACCCACUCAUUUGGGGGUCCAGGGGGAUUUUCAAAUUCUCACCCUCCCUCCCCAACCCUUAGCUACACCAUUGUAUCAUGUGUACAAUUUUAUCUAUAGUUCGU